Microplitis mediator is the source of this 3550-nucleotide messenger RNA. RefSeq names its product histone PARylation factor 1 (gene Hpf1). The coding region runs from base 358 to 1809 and encodes 483 amino acids. The record is from RefSeq and is a predicted model, not a curated record. The transcript has 6 exons. Gene Ontology annotation, biological process: DNA damage response; regulation of protein ADP-ribosylation. Lineage: Eukaryota; Metazoa; Arthropoda; Insecta; Hymenoptera; Braconidae. Gene Ontology annotation, molecular function: histone binding; poly-ADP-D-ribose binding. Gene Ontology annotation, cellular component: nucleus.
UCAUUAAAUAAAUUAUAUCACAUAAAAAAAAAACGUCAAUACUUUUUUCGCAAACAUUUUGAAUGUUAAUUAAAAAAUAGUUUGUUAUGAACAAUUGAAUUAUCGAAAGAAAACAACAAAUUCUUAGAAAUAAACGAAAUUCCUUUUAUUCAAAACUCACUCAUACAAUUCAGUCGUACCAAGCAAAGAUAAAAAGUUCUAUUUUUAAAUUGUGGUAACAAUGGGAAGGAAAACAAACUGCGUUUGAUUUUUAAUGAAUUGUUGUCGUAAUAAAUUACGUGUUUAAUUGUUUUUUGAAUUUAUUUUUUGAUAAAUACGAGUUCGGUUUUAUUGAAUAAUAAAUUAAAUUAAUAAAUAAUGGACUCAAGAGAUUUAUUCAAAGCAUUUUAUGAUGACCCACGUGUCGCUUGUCAGUAUGGUGUGAAAUGUUAUCAGAAAAAUCCGGAACAUCAUGAAAAAUAUAAACAUCCACCGGCAACUCAACAAAGUACGCGCGGUAAAACCACCACAAAAAAAGGUAAAAAACGUAAACUAAAUGAUGAUUGUGAGAAUGAUGAUUCUGAGUCAUCAAGAAAAUUAAAAAAUAAAAAAGAUGAUGAAUGUCAACAAGUUGUAGAUAAACGAGACAUAUCACCAAGUCCGUCUAUUUCAACUGAUGAUGAUAACGAUGAUGAUGAUGAUUUUGAGUGUGAUGAAGAGGAUAUUGAAAGAAUAAUGAAGGAGGCUUCUGCAGAAAAACCAAUUACCUGUAAUUCGAAUAAUUCUGAUGAUGCUGAUUUAAUUACAGAAAAUUCUGAAGAGUCAACAUCGAAAGAUAAUGAUGAUAAAAUAAAUACACCGAAUGAUAAUUCCGUGGAAACAACAGAGACUAGUCUAGCUGCUAAAAAGAAAAUUAUUUCAGAAUUAUUUCUCGUAGAAAUGCCAGAUGAUUUUUAUAAAUUUUAUGAAUUCUGUUGUUCAUUAUUUAAAGAUGAUCCUGUUUCAUCUUUAAAAAGUGUUGAUUUAAAGCUCGUUGGUCCUUAUGAUGUGUUGGCUGGUAAAAUAAUAAAAUACUCUGACGAUGAUAAGGAAAAGUACUUGAGACAUUGGAGAUACUUUUAUGAUACACCAGAGUUCCAGACUGUUUUAAAAGGAAACGAUAAGGAUGGACUACAUUAUGGAUAUUGGCGUGAUGAUUGUAAAAUAAAUCCAGCUUUUGUUGCUAAAAAUUCAGCUAAUAAGGAUCAUAAAAUAAUAUCUGUUGCGCCAAAUAUAUUUGGUGCAGUCUUGUCACAUGUAGAAGAACGUUUAAAAGUGGCUGGUCCUUUUGAUAAAGCUAAAAUUUCCCGUAUUCAACAAUCAUUAAAAACUUACGCUAAAAAACAUGAUAUAAGUUUAGAUAAAAGUUCAGCUGAUCUGCAAAAACGCAAUCGUGAUGUUGUGACAAAAACAUUUCACGGUGCCGGUAUUGUUGUCCCUUACAAUAAAAAAACACAACUAGGAUACAGACAAUUAGCAUUAACUGACAGUCAUCUACUAAAAUUAUUACAACAGAUUGAAAAAGCCGACUGCGAUGAAAUAAGACAAUCACUGAUGAGUAAACUCGAAGAAGUUGUAAGACUUGCGACGAUAGCAGCAGAUGAGUGUGACUUUGGUACACCUCUAGAAUUAGGUCAUAAUUUAUUUAGUAGCGGAGUUAAAUACGUACAGCGAAUAGCUAUGCAAAUGUUUGCGCAGUCUUAUAAUCUUCUUAAACGGCCAGAAUUUUUGAAAAUUGCUGAAGCGCAUGUUGCUAAUAGAAAAAAAGGAUGUGACUUGAGUGUACUGUGACGUCAUUGAUAGUCAUCUGUGUUAUAUUAUUUAUAUUUAUUUGCUCAUCACAUUUAUUUAAAUAAUUUUAAAUGAUACUGAAAAUAGCCGCCGUUUAAUAAUUUUUUGAUUAUUUUUCAGAACGAUGAAUUAUAAAAAAAAAAAUAUUUGAAAAAAUUGCACCUGUAGUUUUUAAAAUUUUCUACAUAUUGCAUUUUUUUAGUUUUUUUUUUUCCAAUUGAUUUGUUGACAGAAAAAUCUGAAAAUUGUUGAUCAUAAUUCUGUAAAAAAAACUAAAAAUAUGCACAUGUGGAAAAUUAAAAAAACUAUUAGGGUGGUUGUUAAAAAUUGAAUUUUCUCAGGCGCUCCAUAAAAAGUUUCUUUUUAGUAAAAAUAUACGUGGGAAAUUUGGUUUUUUCUUUUUGAGUAAAAAGAACACGUGCCGCAGGAUCAAAGUUCAUUUUUCGAUACAACCGCAGUUUUUUUUAAAUAUCUCAUUAAAUAUGCAGAUUAAAGGAAAAAAUUAUAGGAACAAUUUUGUAGGAAAUUAAAUUCUUGACAAAAAAGGUCAUACUCAUUUUUUUUAUAAAAUGCGUAUUCAUGAAGAUAUUUUAAAAAAACUUUUCUAGAUCUUAUUAAUUGAGCAUUUUAAGGAUAACGAAUGUUAAAAAUAACGUUUUUUCUUAAAUAUAUACUUCGUAACUCGUAACAUAUCAAUCAUUAAUACUUGUUAUAGUUUCUAUAUCCUCAGUCCCGAGGCAUCAUUUUGUUUACUAUUUGAAUAAUUUUUUAUAAGUAUACUAAUAGACCUUUUAAGAAGCAAAAAAACUUAUUUUAUAAUUUUUAAUUUUUUAAAGCCAUCUACAUUAAAGCAGUAGCAAUUAAUUAUUUUUAUGGUUUAGCAAACAGCUGCUAGCUGCCAAUGCCGGCAAAAUUGACCCCUAUACGGGGCGUCAGGAUCGAGGAAGAUAUACUUAGAAAAAUGUUAUUUUCAAAAUUUGUAAUCCUUAAAACGCUCAAUUCAUAAGUCCUAAAUAAAGUUUUUUCAAAAUAUCUUCAUAAAUACACAUUUUAUAAAAAAAAUGAACAUUGCCUUUUUUGUCAAGAAUUUAAUUUCCUACAAAAUUGUUCCUAUGAUUUUUUCCUUUAAUCUGCAUAUUUCAUGAGAUAUUUAAAAAAAACCGCGAUUGUAUCGAAAAAUGAACUUUGUUUCUGCGGCACGUGUUCUUUUUUCUUAAAAAGAAGAAAUCAAAUUCCCCACGAAUUUUUUCACUAAAAAGAAGCUUUUUAUGGGGUACCUGAGUAAAUUUAAUUUUUAACGACCACCCUAAAAACUAUAGGUGCAAUUUUUCGAAAUAUUUUUUUUUUUAAUCAUCGUUUGAAAAAAAAUACAAAAAUUAUUAGGCGUCGGCUAAUUUCACUAUCAUUUUAUUUUCAAAUUAUUUAUUGAUAAUUGACAGAAGUUUUCAUAGUUUUUUCAUCAAAUAGUAAUUUUUAAAUUUGCGAGGUGAAAAGAUUGUCAUCAAUUGAUUAGCACUUGAGAGAAUUGAUAUUUUUCUUAUCAGUAUCAGUAUUGAAAGUUAUUUUUAUUUUUGUAAUGAACGUCGCUGAUAUUGAACUCAAUUUAAAUCCAUAGGGUAAAAUUUUUAUUAGAUGAUUUUAGCUGGUAUCUAUUUCCAUCCAUGUAUUUUUCAUUGUUUACAAGUUGAUCUUGGGUACAAAGAUGUGAUUUACAAGAAUAUUAAAUAUUUUAUCAUCUAAA